Aspergillus brunneoviolaceus CBS 621.78 is the source of this 1011-nucleotide messenger RNA. RefSeq names its product MBL fold metallo-hydrolase. The record is from RefSeq and is a predicted model, not a curated record. The coding region runs from base 1 to 1011 and encodes 336 amino acids. NCBI's taxonomy places the organism in Eukaryota, Fungi, Ascomycota, Eurotiomycetes, Eurotiales, Aspergillaceae. Gene Ontology annotation, molecular function: transferase activity. The transcript is spliced from 4 exons.
AUGUUGACUGAAAUCGACCAACGCGAGAUCCAUGUGAUCGUCAAUGACGAGUUGGACCCUAUUUCCCCAAGUCAGAACCCGGCUGUGCAAGUUUCUAGCCGGUUCAUGGGCAUUCCACUCUCUCCGCUCCCACCGGGCACUGAGCGAGGUGACGCGCAAAUGGAAAUGCGCAUGGACAACAUCUGUUGUGCGGCGCAUGGGAUCUCUUUGCUCCUGAUCGCGACCAAAGGCGACAAAAAGCACUACUUUCUCUUUGACGCCGGGCCGGAGGGCGACGUCUGGGAGAAGAAUUCCGGUCGCCUUCGCACCGAGGUGGGCCGCAUCGAGCACGUGUUCUUGUCGCACUAUCAUCGCGAUCAUUCGGGUACUGGCUUGACCAAGGCCAUCGAGCUCAUAAGAAAGCACGACCAGGGAGGCAAGAAUGUCGUGGUGGACGUGCAUCCGGAUCGUCCGGCCUAUCGCGGCGUGCAGGCUGAUCGGCCCAUCUCCCUGGAAGCGGACCCUUCUUUUGAGGAGCUGGAAGCCGCGGGAGCGACUUUGCUCAAAAGUGACCGACCGCACACCGCACUGGAUGAUUUCUUCCUGAUAUCCGGGGAGAUCCCGCGCGAGACCAGCUACGAAGAUGGUAUCUACGGCGGACUGCGGUUUGAUGAAGCCGCCAAGAAGUGGCAGGAGGAUACGUUAAUCAUGGAAGAGCGUUAUGUCAUGUGCAAUCUCAAAGGCAAGGGACUCGUGGUCUUCACCGGUUGUGGGCACGCUGGCAUUGUCAACACCUGUCGCGACGCAGUCAAGCUCGGCAACGACACCCCGUUGUACUGCGUGGUGGGCGGAUACCAUCUGGCCGAUGCAGAUGAUGCCAAGUUGAAUGCAACCAUGAAUGAUUUGAAGAAGCUAGAGCCAAAGGUGCUCCUGGCGGGUCAUUGCACAGGCUGGCGGUUCAAGUGUCUCAUUGCGCGUGAACUUCCCAGCUGUCUGGUGCCGUGUUUCUCGGGUAGUAAGUAUACUUUGUAG